Rubroshorea leprosula is the source of this 361-nucleotide messenger RNA. NCBI's taxonomy places the organism in Eukaryota, Viridiplantae, Streptophyta, Magnoliopsida, Malvales, Dipterocarpaceae. The record is from the annotation of a GenBank genome assembly.
AUCUUUGUUUUUCUUUCACUAAAACAGCUGUGUUUAGCCCAACACCAACUACCUGCUAUGCGUCUGCAGGAAGGAUCCCUGAGCAUACUUGUCAGAAGAUCAUCCACUCAAAGAGAUGUGAAAUUCGGAAAUGCAUCCAGGAGUGCUCUAAAAAACCUGCUGGAGUGGGACAAUGCAGAGGCUCCAUUUGCUUCUGCACAUAUUAUUGUUUAAGGUUCUAUUUGUUAGAAGAGAAGAAAAAACAGGUUAAAAAUAUAGAGAAAUUGCUUAAAUUAAUUUCUUGGUUUUUUUUUUCUCCCCUCUGUUCUGAUCAUUUAAUAUUUUUGUAGCAGAGCCAUCGAAUUAAACAUUCCAGUCUCAA